Molecule: messenger RNA, 621 nt
Organism: Funneliformis geosporum
Lineage: Eukaryota; Fungi; Glomeromycota; Glomeromycetes; Glomerales; Glomeraceae
Source: the annotation of a GenBank genome assembly
AUGCUAAAAAUUAAUAUUGCGAUCGAUGGUUCAGUAGGUUCGGGAAAAACUACUAUUGGUCGAUUAUUAGCCGAAAGACUAAAUUACCAGUUUUUAGAUAGUGGUUUAUUAUACCGCCAUUUUGCCUUGUUUUACCAGCAAAAUAAUCCUCUGGAGUGGUUAGAAAAGAAUAAAGAAAAAGUGGUCUCUAAUUUAGAAAAAGAGCGUCAACCACUUAGUUCACCAAUGGUUAGUGAUUUAGCUUCUCGGUUAUCUCCGCAACCCGAAUUGCGGAAAAUUAUUUUGGAAUUUCAACGGAAAUUAGUUCAGGAAAAGGGUUGGGUAGUAGUAGGACGGGAUAUCACUUCCGAAGUUUUGCCAGAGGCUAAAGUUAAAGUUUUUCUAACUGCUAGUCUAGAAGAAAGAACCAUUCGAAGGAGUAACCAAUAUAAAGAAAAGUUAAGUUCCAAAGAAGUGAGAAAGGAAUUGCAAGCAAGGGAUGAACGGGAUAAAGAGAGAAAGAUUUCUCCGCUAAUAAAAACACCUGAUAGUUGGGAAUUAGACACUACCCAUUUGUCUCCGAUUGAAAGCGUGGAAAAAAUAAUUCAGCAACUAGAGAAAAAAACAGUUAAUAAAAGAUAA